Messenger RNA from Cygnus atratus (black swan), 2535 nucleotides. It is a transcript of the gene MATK, whose product is annotated as megakaryocyte-associated tyrosine kinase. The record is from RefSeq and is a predicted model, not a curated record. Gene Ontology annotation, molecular function: ATP binding; protein tyrosine kinase activity; protein binding. Bases 697 to 2040 code for a protein of 447 amino acids. NCBI's taxonomy places the organism in Eukaryota, Metazoa, Chordata, Aves, Anseriformes, Anatidae. The transcript is spliced from 13 exons. Gene Ontology annotation, biological process: protein phosphorylation.
GCCCCUCCCAGACUUCCAUGUGUCUGUGUGCGUUUUUAUCCCCAGUAGAGCAACAAGGCACAGUCAUUCUCCUGGAUCAGCCUCCCCUAAAUCUGUCGGAAAUUGGUACUGAGACAGGAUUAGGCUCCAGGCUCCCUGGUCCCACCACGUCCACUCCUGAGUCUCCCCAGCGAGCUGCUGGCACCAUGAGCACCUGCAGCUUGGGUUGAUGCACUGGUGGCGGCUUCCAGCGGUAGCAGCAGGUCUCUCAUUUGCAUAGUGGAACAUUAAUUUUAUGUGAGAGCUACACAAUGCUGCAGGGUAUAAGUUCUGAUGAUCAUUUCUAGCAAGGGUGUGGAUUUGUGCCGUCAAAGGGUAAAAGUUGUUUCAAGCAUUGUCAAAUAAUGAGUCAGCUCUGAUUAAUGUUUGACUGUGGAGGCGGCAGGCACUAGGACCUCCAGGACGUUACAUCUGCAGCCCUAACCAGAAGAGAAAUCAGGAAAUAACGCAGUGUCUGUUUCUGGGACUAUGCCCUUGAAAAUAAAGCUUUGCUGCUCCAUGUGAAAGGGAGUUCAUUCUUCAGGAAUUUGGGAAUUUGAGUCCAGACUUAGCUGCGAGCAGCUCCAAGGCAUCGCUGCCACCAAGGCCCUGCAUGGACGUGGCUGGGAGGUGACAUCGGGAGAGGACGGGGAGUCCCUGAUGCACUGACGGCCGAGCAUGUCCGGGAAACACUGGCCCCCAGGGACGCAGUGCGUCACCAAGCAUGACCAUAACAAGCCCAAGGCCGGUGAGCUGGCCUUCCACAAGGGAGAUGUGGUCACCAUCAUCGAGGCCAUGGAGGGCAAGGGCUGGUACCGCGCCAGGCACAACGAGAGCGGGCAGGAGGGGCUGCUGGCGGGCAGCGUGCUGCGGGAGCGCGGCGCCAUCCGUGCUGACCCCAAGCUCAGCCUCAUGCCCUGGUUCCACGGGAAGAUCUCAGGGGUGGAGGCAGUGCAGGAGCUGCAGCCCGCCGAGGACGGGCUCUUCCUGGUGCGCGAGUCCGUCCGGCACCCCGGCGACUAUGUGCUGUGCGUGAGCUUUGGCAAGGAGGUGAUCCACUACCGCGUGGUGCACGAGGAGAACAUGCUGAGUAUCGACAGCCAGCACCGCUUCUACAAUCUCAUCGACAUGAUCGAGCACUACACGAAGGAGCAGGGAGCCAUCUGCACCAAGCUGGUGAAGCCCAAACCAAAGACUGGGAUGAAGUCAGCCGAGGAGGAGUUGGCCAAAGCCGGCUGGUUGCUGAAACUGCAGCACCUCACGCUGGGAGACCGCAUCGGGCAAGGCGAGUUCGGAGAUGUCCUGCAGGGUGAGUACAUGGGGCAGAAGGUGGCUGUGAAGAACAUCAAGUGUGAUGUGACCGCCCAGGCCUUCCUCGCUGAAACUGCUGCCAUGACGAAGGUCCGGCACAAAAACCUGGUGCGUUUGCUCGGCGUCAUCCUGCACAACGGCCUCUACAUCGUCAUGGAGUUCAUGAGCAAGGGCAACCUGGUGAACUUCUUGCGCACGCGGGGCCGCGCGCAAGUCCCUACCCAGCAGCUCCUCCAGUUCGUUCUGGAUGUGGCCCAAGGCAUGGACUAUCUGGAGUCCAAGAAGCUGGUGCACAGGGACCUGGCUGCCCGCAACAUCCUCAUCUCCGAGGAGCACGUGGCCAAAGUGAGUGAUUUCGGCUUAGCCCGGGUCAAUCCCAAGGGCGCGGACACCACGGUGCUGCCCGUGAAGUGGACGGCUCCCGAGGCCCUGAAGCACAAUAAAUUCUCUUCCAAGUCGGACGUGUGGAGCUACGGGAUCCUCCUGUGGGAAGUGUUCUCCUUUGGCCGAGCACCCUACCCCAAGCUGAGCCUGAAGGAGGUGACAGAGCUGCUGGAGGAGGGGUACCGCAUGGACCCCCCUGAGGGCUGCCCACCUGCCAUCUACGCGCUGAUGAAGAGCUGCUGGGAGAUGGAGCCGGGCAAGCGGCCAUCCUUCAAGAAACUCACAGAGAAGCUACAGAAGGAGCUGAAGCACCUAAGGGACGUUUAACCUGCGUCCUGAUCCCAGAACCCAUGGCUGGAAGCCCCCCAGACCCACCAGGAUAGGGAGCAACAUGGAAAUGAGUGGCCAGGCAACCUGUGUGCUGCUUUCUCCCAGAGAAGAUGGGGCAAUGGUUUGGCAGUGUGCCCUCCUCCUCUGGGGUGGCCGAAGAGGAUGCAACAACCUCCCAUCAUCCCUGUACGGGUCUUUCACCCAGCCACACUUGGGGCCACCUGGAGCGGCGGCAGGGACCCCGACCCACCAGGCUGCAGAGAGCGGCCCCGCAGGGGUGCUGUGCCCAUGGCCCCCUGUGGGGUCCCUUUGACCCCCCCCCCCCCCCCAGGUGACAGGGGACAGGACAGGACAUCCCAGCCUGCUGGAAAAUGAAACCCCAACCCUGGCAGAGCCCUGCGCUGGCACAAAAUGGAGGCCCAAACACAGCCAGCUCAACUGCCUUAAUUAUUAUUAUUUUUUGAUUAAACCAAAGAAAUUAGUUCAACAGCA